This is a messenger RNA of Peromyscus californicus insignis, 17253 nucleotides long. RefSeq names its product PWWP domain containing 2A (gene Pwwp2a). The transcript has 2 exons. Gene Ontology annotation, cellular component: nucleus. Lineage: Eukaryota; Metazoa; Chordata; Mammalia; Rodentia; Cricetidae. Gene Ontology annotation, molecular function: chromatin binding; histone binding. The coding region runs from base 9731 to 11317 and encodes 528 amino acids. The record is from RefSeq and is a predicted model, not a curated record.
AGUGGUGUCAGUAGUGUGUCCUAAAGCUUGGAGGUUGAGGACCUAGGCCCUCUAGUAGUAUGUGUGAAGGCUGGGUUGAGCUGUACAUUCUGAAUUUAUUGGUGAUUAUACCUUAUCUUGAAAGGUGCUAGAGGGCUUGUAAGAAGAGUAGCAGAGGCAAGUGCCAAUCAAUCCCUUCCUGAUCCAGACAACUUCUGGGAUGCUCACUACUGUACUGAGUUCCUCCAUUGUAUGUUGCUCCAAUCUGACUGUUUGGUUGGCACAGAUACUUAGUUGUUGGCAAAUAAAAAUCUAGUUUGAAUCUGAAAACAAAGAAUUGUGGUAAUUUUUUGCUUUGAGACAGGAUUUUACUGUGUAGCUCUGGCUGGCCUGGGGUUUGCGAUCUUUCCGCCUUAGCCUCCUUAGUCCUGGGAUUACAGGGAUGUGAUUGCCUAGCCCCCAAAUAAUUUUUAUCAAUUUUAUUAGAUGUAUUUUUAUAUUAUAUAUAAACCCCCCCCCCAAAAAAAAAAGUCUCUUUGGACAGGCUUCCAUAUAACCAUGCUGGUCCUGAACUCAGAUGUUGUUCUUGCCUCAGCUUCCUGAGUGCUGGAAUAACAAGCCCGUGUCACCACAUCUAGUUAUAAAUAUUGUAUCUUAGGUAACUAGAUGUAUUAUACAUACACUAUUCCAGACGUGCUUUAUUGCACUUGAAGCUUUUCUUUCUUUGAGACAGGUUCUUAUUCUGUGGCCCAUGCAGGCUUUAAACUGUCUAUGAUCUUUUCUGUCUUAGCUUUUGAGUGCUGGGAUUACAGGCAAGGCCAUGCUUGGUGGGAGUUUCUAAUAAGGUUAAUUUUCAGCUUUUUACAUGUAAAUAAGACCAUACUUUACUGUGUGCUGUUUUAAAGUCAUGAUGAAACUAUGGGAUGGUAAGGCAACUUUUUUGGGGGCUGCUGUUAAGUAGCUUGAGUGUUAAUGCUUAUCUUCACUGUUAUAACUGUUAUAACUUUCAAAAGGUGAAAGAUGUUCUUAGUUAUUUGGCCUGCCAAGUAAGUACAUAUGUAAUUUCUUAGUAGCUUAGUUCUCCCUAAACUCCUACAUUAAGAUGCACAUCACCAGAAAGAAUUUUGCUGUAGUGGCUGGCAGAUAGAGAAGUAAGUGAAGGUUUUGUUAAAUUUUGCCUGGAUUUAAUGCAGAAUAACUUUGCUAAACACAGUUUAGUCAGUGGUUCUCAAAAGUGUAUAGAUUUCUGGGGUUGGAGAGAGGGCUUAGCUCUUCCAGAAGAUAUGGGUUCUGUUCCCAACACAUACAAGGCAGCUCAUAACUGUCUGACUCCUGCUCCAGGUGAUCCAACCUACUGACCCCCAAAGGUGCUGCACACAUGUAGUUUGCAUAAAUGCAUGCAGGCAAAACACCCAUACAUAUAAAAUAUUUUUGAAAAUACAUAGGUUUCCUGCCCCAUCAAUUUGAUUUUCACUCUGGUUCUGGAGCAAUUAGGAGAUAGUUUAGCUCAAACAGAAUUACUUUAGAAUGGACUAUAAUUGCAAAUUAAGCAAUGCAUUUGGAGAAUGUACAACUUGAGUAGCAGAUCCAGAUUCUUGCUCUAAAACUAGUACGUUCACUUGGAAGUGGUUUCUUAAAUUUAGCUUCCUGUCAGGUGUAAGUUGUCCAUAAUUUUUGUUUUCUUCCCUUUGAACCAGUUUAUAUAGUUGCCUAACUCUGUAGUUUCACUUCUCAUAUGUAUCACUUAACAGAGCUGCUAAGCUUUACUUUCUGGACUUCAUAAUAACUACUCGCACUUGGCAUUUUUUUCCCCCUUGAGACAGGGUCUGUAGUCAAAGGCAGGCCUCAGGUAACUGAGGAUGACCCUGAACUUCUGAUCCUCCUGCCUCCAUCUCCUGAGUGCUACAACUGUAGAUGCAUGCUACCACCUCUUGCUUUUACAAGAUGUUGGGGACCCAGUCCAGUGCUUCACCUAUGCUCCGGAAGUAUUAUUCCCAACUGAGCUACUUUGCCAGCCCUACAGCUGCCAUUUCUGUGUUGUAUAUACAUUGUUUCAUUUCACUCUGAUUUUCAGGUUAAAUUUGUAGACAUAGUGCCAGAUUAAGUAAAUUGCUUAAAAUUAUAAAUGAUAGUUAUUAGUAGGGAUAUGUAAGAUGCCUGUUGUUGGAGACAGCGAGGCCCUGUGCCCUGGCUGGCUUUGGACCUUGAGACUUCCUGUCUUAGCCUUCUGAGUCCUGGAAUUGCAGGUGUUAACACCAUAUCCUAGCACCUUUUAUUUUUAUUUAUCUAUUUGUUUGUUUGUUUAUUUUUGUUUUUCGAGACAGGGUUGCUCUGUGUAGUUUUGGUGCCUGUCCUGGAUCUUGCGCUGUAGACCAGGCUGGCCUCGAACUCACAGAAAUCCACCUGGCUCUGCCUCCCGAGUACUGAGAUUAAAGGCGUGCGCCACCACUGCCCGGCUCACCUUUUAAUUUUUACUCUUUUCUUUUAUGCUUUAUUGAGUCAGGAUCUCAAAUCUAGGCUUCCUUCAAACUUGACAGCUAAGCCUGGCUUGAAGUCCUGACCCCCUGUUUCUAUUCCUAAGGGCUGGGGUGCCAGGGAUGUGCUGUGGUUCCCAGGUAAUUUUCUUUUGCUAGUAUUGGGGAUUGAAUCUGGGGCUUCAUGCACAUUAGAGGAGGGGAGCACUCUGGUGACUAAUUUGAAGCACUGUUGAUAUGUUGCCUAGGUUGGCCUGGAACUUCUGGUCCUCUUGCCCUAGCCUAGCCAGUUACUGCCCCUCACCCCAAGAGUCACAAUGCCAGCCUACUGUCCCUAUUCUAAUUUUAUUUUAUCUUGUGUUUUGGAGACUGAAUCCAAAGGACGACUUGCAGGAUUUGGUUUUUUUCUCUUUUACCAUGGUGAUUAAAUUCAGGUUGUUGGCUUGGUGGCAAGCACCUUUACCCACUGAACUGUGAACCAUCUUGCACGGUCUUUUGUUUGUUUGUUUGUUUGUUUUUGAGACAAGGUCUUGUUAUUUAGCAUUGGUUGGCUUGGAAACUCACUGUGUAGACCUGGCUGGCCUGGAACUUAGGGAGAUCUGCCUGCCUGUGCCUCCCAAGUGUUGGGAUUAAUGCUUGUGUUACCAUAGCAGGCUGUGACCCUCCUUUUUUUUUCUCUUUGAAAUGGUCUUAUGUAUCCUAGCCUGCCCUAGAGUUCACUAUGUGGGAGCAGAGUCUUGAACUCCUUACCUUCCAUUUUCUUUUUUUUUUUUUCUUUCUUUUUUAAAGAUUUAUUUAUUUCUUAUGUAUGUGUUCUGUCUGCAUAUACACCUGCAGGCCAGAAGAGGGCACCAGAUCUCAUUAUGGAUGGUUGUGAGCCACCAUGUGGUUGCUGGGAAUUGAACUCAGGACCUGGAAGAACAGCCAGUGCUCUUAACCUCUGAGCCAUCUCUCCAGCCCCUCCUUCCAUUUUCUAACUCUCAAGAAUUGGAAUUAUAGGAGCACCACCACACUCAAUUUUAUGUCAUGCUGGGGACUAAAUCCCAAGAGUUUUCUGCAUUCUAGGGGUAACAUUUGGCCAACUGGCCUGCAUCCUGAGCCCUGUUUUUAACUUACCUUUCUUUACUUGUUUUAGUAUGUGUGGACACUCACAUGAGUGUAAACAUGUGCAUGCCAUGGUUUAUGUGUGGAAAUCACAGAACUGCUUCUGGGAACCUGCUCUCUCCUAUUGCCAGUCCUGGGGAUCAAACUCUCGGGUCGUCAGGUUUGGUACAUAAGCACAUUUACUGGUUGGAACUGUCUCACUGGCCCUCAAUUUUUUUUUUUUUUUUAAAGAUUUAUUUAUUAUGUAUACAGCAUGUUUACCUGCAGGCCAGAAGAGGGUGCCAGAUCUCAUUACAGAUGGUUGUGAGCCACCAUGUGGUGCUGGGAAUUGAACUCAAGACCUCUGGAAGAGCAGUCAGUGCUCCCAACCGCUGAGCCAUCUCUCCAGCCCCACUGGCCCUCAAUUUAACAAACAUUUGUUUGUUUCCUCAAAUGCUUUGGUAGAGUCAGAUGUAUGUAGUUCCUGGUUAUAUAAGGAGAACAUGUUCUAAAGAAAAUAUGGUUUUGGUGAAACUAAGAUGAUUUCUUUGGCCAGGCAGUGGUGGUAGUGGUGACAGUGCAUGGCUUUAAUUCCAGCACUUGGGAGGCAGAGGCAAGUGGCAAUUCAUUUCCGUGAAUUUGAUGCUAGCCUGGUCUACAGAGCGAGUCUAAGACAGCCAGGGUUACAUAGAGAAACCCUGUCUUGACCCCCCCUACCCCCCCCCCCCCAAAUAAAACAAAGAUGACUUUUCUUUGUGUGUAUGACAUUAAGGAUUGUAUUUAGGGUCUUGGACAUGUUGAGUACAUACUGUAUCAUGGUUACAUUUCUAAUCUUUAUUUUUAAAUUUUAUAUGUAUGAGGAGGGAGGAGAGGGGAAUCUGUGGUUGGUAUAUAGAGUGAGUAGAAAAUUUCUUAAUAAAGAAAAAUAAAAAGAAAAAAAUUUAUAUGUUUGAAUGUUUUGCCUGCAUGUGUGUCUGUGCACCAUUUGUGUGGCUGGUACCCAGGGAGACCAGAAGAGGAUGUUGAAUCCCCUGGGAGCAGAGUUAUAAGUAGUUAUAAGCCACUAUGUGAAUGCUGGGAAUCAAAUCCUGGACCUCUGGAAGAAGCAACCUGUGCUCUUAAACCCUGAGCCAUUUCUCUAGCCCCAGGAUUGGAUGGUUUUAAAAAACUAUUUUCAUUUUAUGUGCACUGGUGUUUUACCUGCAUGUCUGUCUGCCUGAGGGUGUCAGAUCUUAGAGUUACAGGCAGUUUUGAGCUGCCAUGUGGGUGCUGGGAAUUGAACCCGGGUCCUCUGGGAGAACAGCCAGUGCUCUUUUUUUUUAAUUUUUUUUUUUUGGUUUUUCGAGACAGGGUUUCUCUGUGUAGUUUUGCGCCUUUCCUGGAACUCCCUCUGUAGUCCAGGCUGGCCUCGAACUCACAGAGAUCCGUGUGCCUCUGCCUCCUGAGUGCUGGGAUUAAAGGCGUGCGCCACCACCGCCUGGCCUACAGCCUGUGCUCUUAACUUCUGAGCCACCCACCUCUCCAGUCCCAAGAUUAGAUUUUUUUAAAAACCUAUUUUUAAUGUAUCUUUGGGAGGGAAUUAUCUGUCUAAAUGGUGUAUUAAUUGAAAACAUUAUUUUUCCUAUAAUACUAUAGUAUAUGAUGAUGUGAGUUUACACACCCAUAAGAGCAUAUGCUUGCGUGUAUAUACACACAUGUGCUUGCAGGUGCAUCUGGAGGUCAGAUGUCUAUUUCGGGUGUCAUUCCUCAUGAAUUGUGUCCCUUGUUUUGAAGUUUUAGCUUUGUUUUUAAUUACGUCUAGGUGUGUGUAUCUGCAUAUGAGUACAGGUGAUGAGUAGGCCAGAGGUGUUAGACCCCCUAGAGCUAGAGUUACAGAUAGUUGCCAAGCCACCUGACUUGGGUGCUGGAAACUGAGCUUGGGUCCUCUGGAAGAGCAGCAACUGUCAUCUUUCUAGCCCCUCUGCCUUGUUUUUUGAGACAGGUUCUCUCAGUGGGAGCUGGGGCUUGCAGUUUAGACCAGGGUGGCUGGCCAGUGAGCUCCAGGGAUCUGCCUCCCUCAACUUCCUCAAUGCUGGGAUUACAAAGGGUUCUGGUGGUCAGAUUGCCUUCUGUUGCCAGUAAGGCAGCACUUCACCUACUAAGCGAUGUCCCCAGACCAUGUUACUGCAAUUAGAUUUAUUUUGAAAUUUUCUUUUUUUUCCGUUUUUUGAUUUUGAGACGGGGGCUCUCUAUAUUAUAGCUCUGGCUGUCCUGGAACUCCUUAUGUAGACCAGGCUGACCUCAAACUCAGAUCUGCAAGUGCUGGAAUUAAAGGCUUGUGCCACUAUACCCAUCUUUUUCAAUCAUUGUAGAGAACUCAUGUAAAGUUUUUACCUUGGGUCUUUAAUUUGUGUGUGUCUCUCCCCCCAAGAUCUAAUAGCUUAGGCUGGCUUGGAACACAGUAUGUAACUGGGGAUGGCUUUGCACUGAUUCUCCUGCCUCUUCUUCCCAAGUGCUGAGAUUAUAUAGGCAUGCAUCAUUAUACCCAGAUAGUCACUAAUUUUUUAAACUUUGCCCCAUUGCUUUAUCAUUAUUUUUUUUGUUUUAUUCUUUUCUUUAAAAAGAUUUUAUUUUUUUAGUUUGUGUGUAUGAGUGUUUGCAUAUAUAUAUGUUUACCAUGUGUGCACUUGGUGCCAAGGAGGCCAGAAGAGGCCAUUGGAUCUCCUUGAUCUGGAGCUAGACAGUUACAAGGUGCGGUGUGAGUACUUGAGCCUGGGUUCUCUAUAAGUGCUACAAGAUAUUCUUAACCACUGAGCCAUCGCGCCAUCCUGUUUUAUUUACCAUUUAAAACAAGAUUGAUUAUUAAGAAUUAUGUGUAAAUCUAUAGUGUGUAUAUAUGCAUGUGUGUGCAGGUGCCUGAGGAGUCCAGAAGUGUAAGAAUUCUCCCUGGAGCUGGAGUUACAGGUAAUUGUGAGCUACUUGAUAUGAGUAAUGGGAACCACACUUAGAUCCUCUAGAAAAGCAGCACCCAUGCUUAACCAUUCAGCUAUCUCUCCAGCCCCUGUUUAUCAUUCUUUGUUGUUAUUUGUUUGUUUUUCAAGAUACAGGGUUUCUUUGUGUAGCCUUGGCUGUCCUAGAACUAGCUCUGUAGACCAGGCUGACCUUGAACUCAGAUCCCCCUGCCUCUGCCUACUGAGUACGGGGAUCAAAGAUGUGUGCCACUACUGCCCAGCAUCAUUCUUGAUAUAAAUAUUUUUGCCUUAACUUUUCACCAUUAGGUUGAAAACAUCAUUCUCAGAUGUAUUUGUCUGUACAUAUACAUAUAUAUCUAUUUACUUUUGAGUUUUUUUUUUUAAAAAGAUUUAUUUAUUAUUAUACAUACAGUGUUUUUGUCUGCAUGUGUCCUUGCAGGCCAGAAGAGGGCACCAGAUCUUAUUAUAGGUGGUUGUGAGCCACCAUGUGAUUGCUGGGAAUUGAACUCAGGACCUCUGGAAGAGCAGUCUGUGCUCUUAACCACUGAACCAUCUCUCCAGCCCUACUUUUGAGUUUUUAAAAACAUUAUUAUUAUUGUUUUGUAUAAUGUGUGUGUGUGAGUUCAGGCUCACAUGUUCUAGAGUGCCUCUGUGGAGGUCAAAGGACAACUCUGAGGAGUUCAUUCUCUCUUUCUACCUUGGCUUCUGGAGGUCAAAUUCACAUUGUCAGAUUUGGAUGGCAACUUGUACCUGGUGAGCCAUCUCACCUGUCUUAUUUUAAGAUGGGCUCUUGCUAUGUAGUACAUAGUAUAUGUAGUAUGAAUUCAGGCUGACCUCGAAUCCACUGUCUUUUUGCCCCAGCUUCUCAAAUGCUGGGAUUGGGCUUGUGUUUACAUGAUUGUAUUUAGUUGCAAUCUGAUUCAGAAAUUGUAGGGACUGUUUCUCAACUUGGAUUUGUCUGAUUUACUUCUGGGCCAUAUAAAGAAAUAUAAAUAAAUAUAAAUGUUUUCGGGGUUCUACACUUGAAGCCCCCAGGUGCCAUCAUGUUUCCCCACUGAGAAACUAUUAUUUUCCAUGCACUAAUAAUUUCAAAUAGGAUGCUUUUCACUGUAUUUCCUAUAUUUGGGUAGAUAUUAUAUAUGUUUUAUUUGCUUGUUUGCUUUUUGAGAUGGGGACUCAUAUAGCCAAGGGUAUUCUUGAAUUCUGUCUAGCAGGGAUGACCUUGAACUUCUGAUCCUUCUGCCUCCAUUUCCUAAGUGCUGUUACAGGCAUAUGCCACCAUACCUGGUUUUUGCAGUGCCUAGGGCUUUGUACAUGCUAGGUAAGUACUCUAUCAAUUGAACUAUAUUCACAGCUUUUGUUCUGCUCUUUGACACCACAUCUCAUACUUAAGGGAAGGCUGGCCUAGAAUUCACUAUUUAGAUCAGGAUGGCCUCAAACCUGUGGCAGCUUUACUUCAGACUCCUGAAUACUAAUGAGCCACCAAGCCAGCUUCACAUUAAUUCUUUUUUUUAUUAUUAAGAUUGAUUUAUUAUGUAUGCAGUAUUCUGUCUGCAUAUAUGCCUGCACACAAGAAGAGGGCACCAGAUCUUAUUAUAGAUGGUUGUGAGCCACCAUGUGGUUGCUGGCAAUUGAACUCAGGAUCUCUGGAAGAACAGCCAGUGCUCUUAACCUCUGAGCUAUCUCUCCAGCCCCCAUUAAUUCUUUUUUGUUUUUUUCAAGACAGGGUUUCUUGGUGUAGCUUUGGAGCCUAUCCUGGAACUCACUCUGUAGACCAUCCUGGCCUCGAACUCACAGAGAUCCUCUGCCUCCCCAGUGCUGGCAUUAAAGGCGUGCCUGGUGCAUCAAUUCUUUUUUAAUAUAAAAAGUACAUGCACUGUUUAUCAUCUUAACUGUUGAAUGUACAGUUCAGUGAUGUUAAGUGUGUUUACAUUGUUGAGGCAGAUCUCCCAUCUUGCAAAUUAAAACUUGGUAGAUAACAGAUACCCUUUUCUGCUUCCCUAGUCCCUGGCAACCACCAUUUCUACUCUCUGGUUCUGCUUGUUUUUGUUUCUAGGAAUUUAAGUAGAGUAGUCACUUCUUCCACAAGGCCACAUGUAUAUGGACCUAUGGGGGUCAUUUUCAUUCAAACCACCACAUUACACUCCCUGGCCCCUACAUAGGCUUGUAACCAGUCAUAUCAUAAUGCAAAAAUGCAUUCAGUACAACUUCAAAAGUCUCCAUAGUCUAUUACAGUCUCAACACUGUUUAAAAGUCCAAAAUUUCACCUGAGAUUCAUGGCAACCUUUUACUGUAACCCUCGGUAAACUCAAACUCAAAAGGUGCACCACAUACUUUGAAAAUACAGUGGCACAGAAUAUGCAUUACCAUUCCAAAAGUGAGGAAAUUGAGCAUAGCAGACCAAAGCAAGACUGAAAACCAGCAUGGCAUCUCCAUGUCUGAUGUCAAAGCACUCAACUCAGUUCAGAGCCUCAACUCCUUUCAGCUUUGUUGACUGCAGCACACUUCUCUCUUGGGCUGGUUCCACACUGCAGACUGGUUCUCAUCUGCAGCAUUUUUUGGCAGAUAUCCCAAGACUGGCAUUUCCAACAUUUUGGGGUAUCCAACACAAUCCAGGCUUCUCAUUCACAGCUUCAUAUAAUGGCCUCUCUGAGCUUCCUGCAGGGACACCCCAGAUACACACACCUGGCCUCAGUGACUUUCCUUAGAGGGAGACUAUCCUUGACUCUGAAGCCAGAGCCGUGUGGCCAUGACUGAAGCUGCCAAGUUCUACGCUUGCUAGGUCUGGAACUUGGCCUCCAUUUUCAAUGACAUUUGCAUUCAGCUGUCUGUUGAUGGUUCCCUUCACUGCUCAAGCUUUCCUUCAAUUCUUUUUCACAGGUUGAAAGCUUAGCUUGGAGUGGGGGUCACAACCACUUCCUUUAUUCCAUUUAGCAUCAAGCUUGUCUUUAAACUUUUUAUCUCCUGAAGCAUAAGACUUAAGUCCAACAAAACAUUUCCGGGUGCUUCUUUUCUCUUCAAACUGUACCUUUUAUAUUUCUCCUUGCCCUCUUGUUCCUUUUCAUUGUAGGUCCGCAUAAGUGACUACUAAUAACCACAUGACACAGUCAAUGCUAGGCUGUUUUGAAAUCUUCUCUGCCAGUGCUAUUAACCCAAAACUCUUCAAUUAGCAUCAGGUUUGGGCCCCAUGGGAUCCCUGUGACAGUAUUUCCCAAAAGGGAAUAUAAGGAUAAACCGGACGCCAUGCAGCUCCAAAGUAACACAUUCCAAGAAGGGAUAGAAGUCAAACGGGAAGUGAAUGGUGCUGUUCCCGAGGACCUUUCUCCAGUCCCUCCUCCUGAGCGCCUGUGGACUUCCAAACCACCUCCUCUCUUCCAUGAAGGAGCACCUUAUCCUCCCCCCUUGUUUAUCAGGGACACAUAUAACCAAUCAAUACCUCAGCCACCUCCUCGCAAAAUUAAGCGACCCAAACGAAAAAUGUACAGGGAAGAACCCACUUCAAUAAUGAAUGCGAUUAAGCUACGGCCCAGGCAAGUCCUGUGUGAUAAGUGUAAAAACAGUGUUGUUGCAGAAAAGAAGGAAAUUAGGAAGGGUAGCAGUGACUCUUCUAGGUAUGAAGAUAAAAAACGGAGAAAUGACAGUGUAGCUACUGUGAACAAAAAACUGAAAACUGACCAUAAAGUGGAUGGGAAAAACCAAAACGAAAGCCAGAGAAGAAACGCUGUGGUGAGGGUUUCCAACAUUGCUCACAGCAGAGGCAGGGUAGUCAAAGUUUCUGCUCAGGCAAACACGUCAAAAGCUCAGUUAAGUACCAAGAAGGUACUCCAGAGCAAGAACAUGGAUCAUGCAAAAGCUCGGGAAGUAUUGAAAAUUGCCAAAGAAAAGGCACAGAAGAAGCAAAGUGAAACCUCUACUUCCAAAAACACACACUCGAAAGUCCAUUUCACACGUCGCUAUCAGAAUCCUAGCUCAGGUUCCCUCCCACCUCGGGUGCGUUUAAAACCACAAAGGUACAGGAAUGAAGAAAAUGACUCUUCGCUGAAGACAGGACUGGAGAAAAUUCGGAGUGGCAAGCUGGCCCCUAAGCCGCAGUCUCGCUGCACCUCCACCCGCUCAGCAGGUGAGGCCCCUUCAGAAAAUCAGAGUCCCUCAGAAGGCCCGGAAGAGGCCGCCAGUGAGGUUCAGGACACAAGCAAAGUGUAUGUGCCCGGUGAGCAGGAGGAUCUGCAGACGGUGGGCCAAAAGGGCAGCAAAAGCAAUCUCUCUGUUUACCUGACCCUAAAUCCAGAGAAAUCUGACUCUUGCAGUGCUUCAGUGUGUAGCAUUGAUAGCAUGGAUGAUGUGAAAUCCUCCAACUCGGGGUGUAGCUCUUCUGAGAGCUUUGUCUUUCCUCCAGGCAGUAUGCGUGCACCUUCCACUUCCUCCUCUUCAAAGGAGGAGAAAAGUCUCAGCAAUUCCUUGAAAAUGAAAAUCUUUUCCAAAAAUGUCUCUAAGUGUAUCACACCAGAUGGCAGGACCAUAUGUGUAGGGGACAUUGUUUGGGCCAAGAUAUAUGGCUUUCCAUGGUGGCCAGCCCAAAUUCUUACCAUAACUGUAAGCCGGAAAGAUAACGGCCUUUUAGCCCGACAGGAGGCCCGGAUUUCAUGGUUUGCAUCUCCAACAACAUCUUUCCUUGCUCUUUCACAACUCUCCCCCUUUCUAGAAAACUUCCAGUUACGCUUUAAUAAGAGAAGAAAGGGUCUGUAUCGCAGGGCUAUCACAGAGGCAGCUAAGGCUGCUAAGCAGCUGACCCCUGAAGUGCGGUCUUUGUUGACACAGUUUGAAACGUGAACAUGGACAGUAAGGUAGGCGAGAACCGCUGGAGCGGCGCAGUUCCCUGGCUAGUUAGAAAUCCUUUCCACCAGCUAGCUUGGCCAAACUGGAAAGAAGUUGCACUCAGUUGGCUUUUUAUACUUACAUAGCCAUUUUUAGACUAAGAAGCUGAAAACUGAACAUGCUGUCAAAUUUUCUCUUAAGGAACUGAGAUUUUUUAGCAGUGUUUUCCAGUUUUGAAAUCUAAAACCAUCCUAAGGCACAGAAGCCAUAGCCUCAAAUGAAACUGAAUUUUUGCAGGGACUGUUAAUUGCCAUUUUGUACCUAUUGUAUAUACACACACAUAUAAACUAUUGCCUGUCACUGUGUGACACAGGCUGCAUAUGGGGGGUUUAGUAAGGGCUGGUGAGCUGGGGACAGUGGAUAUUUAAUGACUGCUUGUUUAAUAAUUAGUGAACACAUAGACUUUCUAUGCACAUAAUGGUAUAAACAUUUGAUAUUGGGUGUUGGACAAACUGAGAUGCUUGCUCUGACAAAUUGAGAUGCUUGCUGUUUAGUUAUAGACCAGGUUGUACACAUUGUCCAGUAUUUAGGGUUAAAACUAUUAAGACUGAACAGGCUUGAGUCACCACACCACUCUUGUCUAAUGGGAACAUAACAAACUUCAGACUUUUGGUUGGGAAGUUUAGAUAGGUUUUGUUUGGGGUAUGUGAGUAGUUGAGUGAACAUUUGGUCAGAUUUCUCCUGACUGGCUGGUCCUAAAUUUUUAGGACAGAGCCUUAGUAAUUUACACUUUGUGAAUUAAUGUCAUGUGUAAUUGUUGCAUUUUGGAUGUACCUAAUUUGAUAAUUUUUAAGAAACAUUUCCAUUUAAGGUAAUCUGUUUGCAGGUCAGAAAAUGAGAAAAAUGUAAUUGUGUAAUGCAUUGAAAUGUAAAAAAAAAAAAAAAGCUGUAAAUAAAAUCAACUAAAUCCAAAUUAUUUGUGUGUGUUUCUCAAAAAGCUUUGAACAGUUUCAAAAUAGUAGAAAAUUAUUCAGGUGAGAAAUCAAAUUUAGCUUUCUAUUUGCCCUCUUAGGGAAUAAUAUCUGAGAAUAGGUAAAAUUCAAAUAGCAAGAGGCUCUGUAGUAAUGCCAUCUGAUAGAACUCUAGUUCCCACCAACCUCUCAGGAAUGCUUUUUAAUUUUUUUCAAUUUUAGCCUUAAUAAGCGAUCAUAUGCUAUAAAAAACGAGGUAAUCGUAGUUGGUGUGCUCUAUUUGGUCUUCUGCCUCAGCACUGCCUUUGGGGCUAGUGGUCCGACUAAGAUGUGCUUUGAGAGAGUCUCACUCUAUCACUCUGGCUGGCCAGGCUGAUUGAGCUCAGAGUUAUGCCUGCCUCUGUGUCUGCCUCCCCCGUGCUGGGAAAGUAGUCUGCCUGUGGAGGCAAGAGAAUCUCAGAAAUUAAGUUGCUUCCAAGCUUUUUUUAAUUUUUGUUUUUUAAAUUUGAUAUAAUUUCAGUUUGGUACUUAGUUGAAAUAUAAAAAGGUAUUUUUUUUUUGUGGAUUUCUAAAGUAAUCCAGUAUGAGAUAUAUUAGUUACUAUGGAAUUAAUAAAGAUUAAUGAAAUUUGGAAAUUAGCUUCCUUAAGCUUGAUACCUGAUUAUUUUUGGGAAAAAAAUAGAAUAUUUUUUGGGGAACUUAGUCAAUGCUUUUUGAUUUUAAUAAACACACAAUAAAAAAAGAUGCAUAUUCUUUCCUGCAAACAGAUACUGUUUAAAAUGAUCUGAUUAUGACAGGCUGAAAGUUCACCAUAUGAUGGAGGGCUUAUAAGAGAAAUAUCUUUCUAGGUUUUCUGAAUAUUUGUUUUAGAUUAAAGUACUUACUUAUUUGGGUAUCUUUGAAAAAUUGAUUUAAGCAAGAGUCACCUGAAAGGUAAUUUUAAAGCUUUGUGUAGUGAUCUGGGCUGUUUUGUUGUAAUAGUGACUUUGAAAGUAGGUGGUGUUAAUAUAGUUAGAUGCUUUGGCAAAUGUAUCUUUAUGGCAUAAACCAUUUGUGCUAUUUCAGAAGCUAUAAGGGAAAUAUAAUCUGUGUUUGUGGAGUGUGGAAAUAACAUUCAGCUAGGUGUGGUGGUGCGUUCUAUCAAUCCUAGCAUCUGAGAGAUGGAGGCAAGAGGAUUUGAGUGAGUUUGAGAUUGCCCAGGCUACAUAAUGAGUUCCUGGUCAAAAAAAAUAAAUGUACUUGGCAGUGUGUGCUGCACAUCUUUAGUCCUAGCAGACUGAUCAUGUCUCUGAGUUCGAGGCCAGCCUGGUCUACAGAGUGAGUUCUAGGCUACAUAGUGAGAGAAUUUUUUUAAAAAAUAUUUCAAUAGAGUUUCCCAAGCAAGGUGACCGUCUAGUGGCUAAUGCAAGUGGAGAUACAAAGUUUUCUCUGAGAAGAUAAAGGGCACUUUUUGUAUAGUGAUAACCCAAGUGGACAUUUUUUGGUUUGGUUUGUUUUCUCCCUGCAGAGAGAAAAUUGGCUUAGACAAAUCUCCAAGGUAAGAAAAUUAGCUAAAAGACAAGGAUGAGCAAGGGCAGAAACCAAGUGAGCAAGCUGUAAAAAUGGUGUCUUUACAGUUGUGUAGCUUGGUCUGUCUGUGGGGCCCCAGCAGUGGGAUCAGAACCUGUCCAUGGCUUAUGAGCUGGCUUUUUGGAACCUAUUCCCCCUUCAGAGAUGCCUCACCCAGCAAAGGGAGUGGGGUGGGGGGAGAGCUUGGUCCUGCUUCAGUGCAAUCUGACAUGCUUUGUAGACUCCCAUGGGAGACCUUCCCCUUUCUGAGUGGAGAAGGAGUGGUUGUGGGGGAUAGAUGGGAGGUGGGGGGAGGGAAAGGGAAGAGAGGAGGGAGGAGAAAAAAAAAAAUUUAAACGGUGUCUUUAGAAAUUUAAAACCUCAAAGCUGUGUUUUUCUUUUUUAGAAUUUGGGAAACAGGAAGUGUCCUGGUCUUUAGAAGAGAGGUGUAUUCAAUUCUAGUUUAUUCCCACAGAACAAGAGACCUGUAGGAAAGUCUUGUGAAGGAGUUGGGGAGACUAGGAUUCACUGGUCUGAAAUCUAUGACUUGAUUUGUCCCUAAAUGUUUUGUUUUGUUUCAUGUAUCCCAGGCUGGCCUCCAACUCACUACCUCCUGCCUCACUCUCAUGCUGGGAUUCCUGGUGUUCACCACUACACCCAGUUUAUGUGAUGAUGGGGAUUGAACCAGGCUUUUCUUUGUACUAGCCAGGCAUUCUGCUAACAGCUUCAUCAUCUCCAGUCUCCUAAGUAGUUUUGACAGAUUUUUCUUUUUCUUAAAGUUUGGAGCAGGAUCUUACUACAUAACCCAGGCUGGCCUUGGGCUCUUCUGUUUUGGUAUUAUAGGUAUGCACCAACACAUGUGGCUGGGAACAAAAUGUUAGUGAUGGUGAUUGUAACUUAGUACUAAGUGGAGCAAACAGGAACUUUGCUCUGAAGACAUUGUAGGUAGGCAACAUGGGACUGAUACUAAAAAUCAGCUUAGAUGAAUGUCUUAAUAGGUCUGAGUUUUACUCCAUUAAGAGAGGCUGUGCCCUUCUAAAGUUGGUUAUUGAAGGAAACAUAUUCAGACAUUGCAAAGGACCAGUUUUCCUCUAUACUGAAUAACUGAGCAGAAAUCAGAAAUUUACAGUAUACAUUUAAAGUUAGAUUUUCUCAUCUAAUUUGUAAAUGUUCUAUGGUUUGUGCUGAAUUGGUGGUACACUGACGUGUCUAGAAAAGUUAGUAGUGAAGGUUUUAGUUCAAGGAUUUAUGGUAAGUGAUCCUUUCCAAUAAGGAAUUGCCCAGAGACAGUGAAGGUCAUUUUCUUUCUUUCCUUUUUUAAAAUUUUUUGUUUCCUGUUUUUUUGAGAGAGUUUCUCUGUGUAACUACCCUGGCUGUCCUGGAACUCACUUUGUAGACCAGGUUGGCCUUAAACUCACAGAGAUCUGCCUGCCUCUGCUUCUCAAGUGCCAGGAUUAAAAGCAUGCACCACCACCACCUGACUGUGCAGGUCGUUUUCUAAGGAGGAACGAAUCAGUUUUUGCUUUGGGGCUGUGCUAAUACAGCUGUUGACACUAAUGUAAAUAUCCGGAAUUGAGAGCUACUGUUGGGCUGGUACCUUUCCAUUUCCUGCCAGGCCACAGUAAGCGGCCAAGCUGCCUUUACUAUUUCCACCUGGUUCGGACUUGAAAGGCUCUUACUGUGCUUCUACAGGUUAUGUACGAUUACUGUAUUCAGGCUUUCAUUCAGCCACAAUUGCAUUAAUUAGAAAGUCACAGGGAUAAAUUAUAGUUUUAGCAGAGUAUUUGGGUAUUUUUUCCAUGAUAAUAGAUUCCAUAGUCAAAAAGGGGCACCAUUUCAAUUUGUCUUUGUGAUGCUCCCCAGCUGGGAUUUCCCUCUUACUUCCCCUGUGUCUUUAGUUAAAAAUAACUUUGUCUUAUUAAAAUGAAUUAUAAUUUUAUACAUAUUUAAAUAGACAUGACCUAAAAUUUACCAUUUUGGGGGCUAUUUGCUUCUUAGAGGAUUUUGUUCUGUGGUCCAGGCUGGUUGGACAGGCAGUGUGGUUCUUCUGCCUCAGCUACUUGAGUAUUGGGAUCCUAGGCAUGUGCCACCAUACCAACUCUAAAGUUUUACCUUUUCCUAUUCGGUAGAUAGGGUCUCAUUGUGUAGCCUUGCUAUGUAGAGCAUGUGUGGCCCCUGCCUUCCGUCUUAAAACCAUUUUAGUCGUACAAUUAAAAAAAAGUGUGUAUGUGUGUGUGUAUGUAUGUAUGCAUGCCACAUGUACAAAUGCCUUCAGAGGGUAAAAGAGGGUGUUAGAACCCCUGGAGUAGGUCAUUGUGAGCCACCUGAUGUAGGUGCUAAGAAAGCCUUUGGGACUCUAAGCCAUCUCCUCAGCACCCAGUUGUACAGUUUUAAAAGUGGUUAAGUAUGUAUUGUGCGACCAUGACCACUGUCCAUCUGUAAUCUGGAUGUUUUUCUUUGCUUUUUUUUUUUUUUUUUUUUCUCAUUUUGGUUUUUUGAAACUAGGUCACUCAAGCCUAGGCUGGUUUCUAGCCCAGGACAAUCAUUGCCUCAAAUGCUGGAAUUUCAAGAGUGGCUUAUAAUCUUUUAAUUUUAAAUGUGCUCAGAGUUAGUACUAGGAAUGCUUGCUUCUAGUACUCCUUGCUACGUACCUGCAGUCCUACAUGGGGAGAUUCUCUAGCUAACCGUGCUAAUAUGCAUUAUACUUAAUGCUUUAGUAAAAGUUAGGUAAAUUAAUAUGACUACAUUCACCUACUAAGUAAUUUUUAAUUAAUUCAAAUUAUCUUCUUCAAAUAGUAACAACUGCUUGGAUAAUUUUUAUGAAUAAUGGAGCCAUUUAAAUGACUUUGAUAAUAAUGGAGGUUGGACAGCUGGGUCAGCAGAUGAAAGUGUAUACUGUACCCAGCACCCACAUCAGGCAGCUCACAGCAGCCUGAAACUCCAGUUCCAGGGUACUGGACACUGACUUCUGAUUUCUGGAGUAUCAGGAUUGUAGGCCUGCACUACUGUGCCCAGCUCUAGAGAUGUGAAGACAAAUUUGCAGUAGUUUCCUAGAAAUUUUGUAAAAAGCAGGAAUAUGAGUCAGGAAGGUAAGCAUUGGUUAAAUAGGUUUGAGACCAGUCUGCACUACAUCGAUCUGUCUUAGAAGAAAAAAGGAAAGAAAGACCUCAUAAUUUCUAUACAAGGAAAGCCAAGUCCUUCAUAGCUAAAGUAUAUGGGGCAUGUUCUCGUUCUCUCUCUGUUUCUCUGCCUUUGUGUGUGCAAGUUUGUUAGGUUUUUUGUUGUUUGAAACAAGGUCUCAUGUAGCCUAGGCUGGCUUCAAACUUGACAUUCUCUUGUCUCCGCCUUCUGUCUCCUGCGCCUGAGUGUUGUAAUUACAGGCAUGAGCUAGCACACUAGGCCUGGAGUGGCUUUUAUGGUUACACUUUUUUC